AUGGCUGCGCUAAUCACAGGUGAAGACAACAGUAAGGUGCCAACAAAACAGCGUCCUGCUGUUUAUAUUCAAAGAUCACGCGCUGACGACCCCGAGUAUGGGUUCCCGGACGAAUUCAUCGAAUUGUGUGAAGAACAUUUUGACGUUUUAUAUGAAAAAAACAUAACCGGUAACCCUGAGCUAGGGAAGAGGGUCGUCGGGGCCUAUAACCGAGGUCCUAGUAUGCCGAUUACAAUUGACGAGUUGUGGAAGUUUCCCAACUUGAAAAUUGUUGUUUGCAGUGGUAUUGGCUGGGAUCAUAUUGAUGUCCGAGGAUUGAAUGCACACGGCAUUAAAGUGGCAAACAACCCUGGGGUCUCCAGUAACGCAGUGGCUGACUUUGGGAUAACUCUGAUGUUGGCGUCUGCUCGUAGGCUGCUGGAAGGAGUGCCAGUGGCCAUGGGUUCAAAGCCGUGUCAGAAAUUCAACGUUAACUGGCUUGGCAAUGAUGUUUCCUUCACUUCCCUAGGGAUAGUCGGGAUGGGAGAUAUUGGUAGCAAGGUGGCAAAGAGAGCAAAGGCAUUUGAUAUGGAGAUAUAUUAUCACAAUAGGAAUAGAAAGCCUGAAGAAGAAGAAUCAUCUGUCGGUGCAACAUAUUGUCCAACGCUGGCAGACCUGCUUCCACGUUGCGAUUACGUCAUGAUCACGUGUCCUCUUACUUCAGAAACAGAAGGAAUGUUUGGAGAAAAUGAGUUCAAGUUAAUGAAACCAAGUGCAACAUUAGUAAACGUUGCCCGCGGUGAGAUAAUCGACCAAGGAGCCCUGUACACCGCACUGAAGAAUAAGAUAAUCAAAGCAGCUGCAUUAGAUGUGACGUACCCAGAGCCUCUCCCCAGGGACCACUCCCUCCUCACACUGCCAAAUAUCAUCAUAGCGCCUCACAUGGCAUCUGCCACCGCGGAAACCAGAAAGAGGAUGUUGCCCCCAUUGGUAGAGACAGUCCUAGCUGUUGUCGAAGGAAGGCCUCUGACAAAUGAGGUUAUACUAUGA
Messenger RNA from Lingula anatina, 1029 nucleotides. RefSeq lists its product as uncharacterized. The record is from RefSeq and is a predicted model, not a curated record. Gene Ontology annotation, molecular function: NAD binding; glyoxylate reductase (NADPH) activity; hydroxypyruvate reductase [NAD(P)H] activity. Lineage: Eukaryota; Metazoa; Brachiopoda; Lingulata; Lingulida; Lingulidae. Gene Ontology annotation, cellular component: cytosol.